AUGAAAAGCAAAUCAGAAACCUAAGUUAUUUAGCUAAUUGUAAAUCUGUAUGAGCUAGUUAUCCGAUUUCUCCAAUUAUAAAGACCCCUUANAUCAAUCAAAUCUAAGUUAUUGAAAGUUCAAGAAACUGAUCCAGAUUAAUUAGUUUAAGUUUAGAGAGGAGAGGCAUAAUCAUAUUAAAUUGAAUUAAAUAAGUAAUUAGAGGAAAAGAAAAGAAAAAUACUAGAAAUUCAAGCCAAAAAACAAGAAGAAAGAUUAAGAGUGGAAUAGAAAAUUGCUUUUGAAAAGCAAAAGAUAUUCGAAAACAAAUUAAAGGACUACAAUAUGCAUAAGUUAUAUGAGAAUGAUAAUUAUGAAUUAUCAAACUAAAGAAGAUAAAUCGGCCAUAGUUCAUCCUUGGAGUCAUAUAAUAUUAAAUUAUCUGAUAACAGUCAACAUAAACUCCCUCAUAUAUAUUCAGACAACUAUUAAGCAUAAGAAAGGAAUAAAUAAUUGCAUCUGCUCGAUUAGGAUUUGAUGAAAUAUUAGAAAUUGUAAUAGUAGUAACUCCAAUAAGAGUAAACUUAUAAUGCAAAUCAAAUUUCUAAUCAAGUUAUAAGACCAUAAUAACCUGUUUAAACACCUUUAAAGACACCACUCUCAUAAUCUUCCAAACAAUCAAAAUAAUCAAAGAAAUCUAAAUAAUUUAUCAAUCCCCUUCAUCAAGAAGGUCCUGGAUACUCUUAUAUACAUCAAAGUAAAACAUAAACUCCAAAAUCAAAACAGUCAAAGAAAUCUCUACCUCAGCCAAUUGAGAUAAUAGAUUCCUCAUUCCAAUAGCUGAGACCUAAAUACAAAAAUUAUAACAUCUUAACAGGGGCCUUGCAUAUAUAAUGA
Messenger RNA from Paramecium primaurelia, 876 nucleotides. The record is from the annotation of a GenBank genome assembly. Lineage: Eukaryota; Ciliophora; Oligohymenophorea; Peniculida; Parameciidae.